AUGAAAGUAAAGAUAGUUAAAGCUAAAGUAGGGGAGCAAAAAGUUAAUUGUUACCUCGAACCAGGAUUUUUGGGGAUCUCUAUGUGUACUGAUAAACUUCUCAAGAAAAUCGGUGGCAAAAUUAGCAGAAAGUUGACUUCUGAAGAAAAAGAUAGUAAAUUCGUUAGAGAAAAAACCACAGCUCCACUUGGAUUGGCCAUAAUCCCAAUUACCUUUACUUUUAAUAUAAUAAAUAAUAAUCGCCUUAGUAAUUAUGAAUCCAUCACAAUUCCGACUAAAGUGCUUGUAGAAAAAUAUGACCCCAAGAUGCCUAAUUAUAUUCUGCUUGGUAACAAUUGGUUCUAUGGACGCAAUAACCAUGGAAUCCAGACGUAUUUACCGGAAAUA
Molecule: messenger RNA, 387 nt
Organism: Ambispora gerdemannii
Lineage: Eukaryota; Fungi; Glomeromycota; Glomeromycetes; Archaeosporales; Ambisporaceae
Source: the annotation of a GenBank genome assembly